AGAGCAUGCUGAUGGGGGCUCUGUGCCUGUUCUGACCACAAAUUAUGCAAUUGUGGAUCAGUCCUGGAUACUUCCUCCUUGUCUUUUAACCAAAGGCUGAAUCAACUCCCAGAGGAGACCAGAAGCCAGUGAGCCAUCAACACGGUACGAGCAUGAUGGAGAACUCCUCAGUGCUCCCUUCAAAUGCUUCAGAGUCCCUCUGGCCUACAGAUUCACCACCAUCUGCCAUCCAUCAGGCCUUCUGGAUCACCUCUCUCAUCAUCUUCUGCUUAGCCUUCAUCCUGGGCAUAACUGGCAAUGGGCUGGUGAUCUGGGUGGCAGGCUUCCGGAUGGCUCGCACAGUCACUACUGUCUUAUUCCUCAACCUGGCUUCAGCAGACUUCACCUUCACUGCCUUUCUGCCAUUCAUCAUCGUUAAUUCGGCCCUGCAGCCCCACUGGCCCUUUGGUUGGCUCCUCUGCAAGCUAAUUAGCUCCAUGGCUGUCUUUAAUAUGUUCGGCAGUGUCUUCCUGCUGACCCUCAUCUCUCUUGACCGUUGUGUCUCUGUCCUUUGGCCAGUGUGGGCCAGGAAUCACCGCACGCCUUGUCGAGCAGCCCUGGGUGCUGCAGGGGCCUGGACUUUUGCCCUGGCCUUCUCUGUCCCAACAUUCAUCUUCAGAAAUACAGACACAGAAGAUGGGAUCACCUUUUGCUACUUUGACUUUGACCCCUGGAAUGAGACAGGAGAUGAUGAGGAGUACUAUGAUGCCCUGUCUGAGAGCCGUCACUGGUCUCUUGUGCUCAGCCGCCUCAUCCUUGGUUUUGUGAUUCCAUUCCUCAUCAUUAGUGUCUGCUAUGGCCUCAUCACAGUCAGGCUCUGGAGUAGAAUGAAGACCAUCAAAUCCAGCCGUCCCUUCAAGAUCCUCACAGCGGUGGUGGCUGCCUUCUUCCUCUGCUGGCUCCCUCACCACGUGGUGGGCAUCAUAGAGGCUUCUACCUACCUCCAUGCACACCUUGCAGAGGUUCUGCCUUACCUGAGCCCCCUUUCCUCCUCCCUUGCCUUUGUCAACAGUUGCCUCAACCCCUUGCUCUAUGUCUUCAUAUGCCGGGACUUCAGGGAGGGGCUGUUCAGAUCCCUGCCAGCUGCCCUGGAGCGGGCUCUGAGUGAGGAGUCUGCCCCGACAGUAACCACAGACAACAGCUCCACUCUUGUACCUCCUGCCACUGAUGGUGAAACGCAGGGUCUAUGAGGAGAUACCUUAUCUUCUGUGGCCUUUCUGUAGGGCCUGCCUUCAUGUGGUCUGUGUUGCAAGUUCUAAAAGACCUCCCAACUCUGACAUUUUAUGUUCUAAGGUCACUCCCAGCUCUGACAUUCUAGGUUCUAAGGGCCCUCCCACCUUGACAUUCCAGGUUCUCAAAGUCCUCCCACUUCUGACAUUCUGGGUUCUAACAGUCCUUGCACCUCUGAUAUUCUAGGUUCUAAGAGCCAUCCUCCCUUGGAAAUUUCCAGUUCUAAGGGUCCUCUCACUUCUGACAUUCCAGGUUCUAAGGCCUAUCCCACCCCUGACAAUCUCUGUUCUGAACACAGAAUACUGUAUUCUAUGUUUUUCAAGAGUUUAAGCUCUGUCAUUCCCUGCUCUGUGUUCUAAAGACUGACCAGUUCAGCAGACUCAUUGCUAGGUAAACAGUGAGUCAUACAGAAUGGAGAAUGGUUGAGGGCCCUGAUGCUCAGCCCCCUCUCUCCAGCCCUCUGAGAGGGAAGCCAAUGCCAUCCCAAAUCCCUGGAUCCCAACGACAUCCUUCCUGAUCCCUCUCAGGUUUCUAAGCCUGCCCUCAGAAGCCUGAGCUCCCUCUGGUCCAUGGCCCCAUCCUGCUGUGGCUUUGGGGCCUUAGAGAUGGACAAGCUUCCAUUAAAUCACCAGAGUUUGUUCCCACAAUAAACACUGGACUCCUCCAGGCCUUGGUCCUGCUCCCCCAGCCUUCUGGCCCCAGCCUCCUGGCCCCAGCCUCUUCAGCCUUCCCAGCACAGCCCUGGGGGAAAGGGAGACUACCACAGUGAAGAGAGGAGUGGGACCGGGAGGGGAGAGGGCCAGGGAAGCAGCCUGAGGCUGAGAAUACCAAGGUCUGGGUUUGAGUCCUUACUUUGCCACUGGGACCUGGGCUUAGCAGCAACUAAUGGAGGCUGAAGCACCCCUUGAUGACCUUGGAGCUCCUUCAAGACACCACUUCUUUUUCUUUUUUUAAGAGGUGAUUUGUGUUGGUUUUUUCCCUGUUUCCAUGUCCCCAGAUCUCUCCCAUCUCCUUCCAGAAAGCCACCCUGUACAACAAAGAACCCCAAAAAAUGGGGGAGGGGGACUAAAAGAGGAAGAUGAGAGAAAAGUCCAGCAAAACUGCUCCACUUUAAAAAAUGCUAGCGUUAUUAUGUGCCCUCCACCAGCAUCUCAGCAGAGCCAGACCCUACCUCAGCCUCCAUUUUGUUGCCAGUGGCUCUCUGGCUCAGGGAUGGUUCAGUGAGCCUGGCAGCGGCCUCCUCCCCCAGGAACUGGGUCUAGAGAUGUCACACACCAUGGGUCACACUCAGGGAGAGUCACUUCACUGUUAGGUCUGCCACUUGACAAAGGCCUCAGUCAUGGCCCUUUCUGGAGUUCUAAGUCAAGGCUUGCCUUGAGGUCUAAGUGGGAGACAGGGAAAGGAGAGGAGAUGUCCAAGACCCUUCACUUUCACACACAUACAAAAACAGAGAUCAUAGAACUUAAGGCUUCAGAGGGACCUUAGACACUCAUUUUACAGAUGAAAAUACUGAGGACUGUUUUGGUUUUGUCUUGGUUUAGUGCUUGGUUUAGUGCCUUGAGAAUAGUAGAUGUUUAAUAAAAAUCAUGUUGAAUUAACAUGAGGCAGCUAGUGGCCUGCUGUGAGGGUCAGCUGAGCUAAUAUUUGUAAAAAACACUUAGCCUAGAGCCUGGCAGGUAGUAGGCACUAUAUAAAUGCUUAUUCCCUCCUCUCCCCUUUUUCCUAAGGACUAUAGGGGAAAAGAUGUUUGCCUGAGGGCCUAAACUGGAGAAUCGGGAUUCAAUGAUUCAGUAUCCAGUGCCCUCCAUUAUUCAAUAAUAUCUCCCCUCCACUGGCUGAGGGAACACAGGAGAAGGGAGAGGAGCCCUGCCUUCUAGGGACUUCUAGUCUAACAGAAAACGCACACCCUCCACAGAAGGAACAUUGGUUAUUCCCCCGGAAGGCCACCAAGCCACAUUUUCCCAUCCUUUGCUUCUCUGCCUGCAUUACAGAACUUGGAAGAGGAAAGGUCAGAGAUGGGAGGGACCUCAGAACAGAGAAUUUCAGAGCUAGGUUGAAAAGCUUGGUGCUUAGCGGUAUCCAAAAAAGUCCUACUAGGUGGUCCUUUAGUGUCUGUCCCACCCUGGGUCCCCAGUGAUGGAGUCAGGUGGGUUGGCACUGCAUCGGUUUAAAAGGCUCUGCCUCGUUCUUCUUCCCACUCAGAAUGCCCUCUUCUAGGAGCUCUUGUAAGAAAUAAUGGCUGCCAAUUUGGAGAGCAAUUUGGAACUAUGCCCAAAGGGCUAUAAAAAUGUUCAUACCC
Trichosurus vulpecula (common brushtail) is the source of this 3568-nucleotide messenger RNA. Its product is annotated as formyl peptide receptor 2-like. The transcript is spliced from 2 exons. Gene Ontology annotation, cellular component: plasma membrane. Gene Ontology annotation, molecular function: complement receptor activity; N-formyl peptide receptor activity. The coding region runs from base 153 to 1229 and encodes 358 amino acids. Gene Ontology annotation, biological process: inflammatory response; complement receptor mediated signaling pathway; positive regulation of cytosolic calcium ion concentration. The record is from RefSeq and is a predicted model, not a curated record. Lineage: Eukaryota; Metazoa; Chordata; Mammalia; Diprotodontia; Phalangeridae.